Messenger RNA from Telopea speciosissima, 828 nucleotides. RefSeq lists its product as uncharacterized. The transcript has a single exon. Lineage: Eukaryota; Viridiplantae; Streptophyta; Magnoliopsida; Proteales; Proteaceae. Bases 1 to 828 code for a protein of 275 amino acids. The record is from RefSeq and is a predicted model, not a curated record.
AUGGAGCUGCAGUGCGAUUUCCUGCAAGGAAUCCCAGUACCACCACAUCCAUCGCAAGCAAAGGAAAGAACCCCUUCCCUUGAGCAUAGCGAGAACCACAGCAACGCAAACAAUGCUCGGCGAAAGGGUAAAGAAGUCCAGGGAAACAGCAAGCGCCAAGGUUCCCAGAUGACCAAGGUCGAGCAGGCUUUAAACGACAAAGUGUUGGAAUUGCAGGAUCAAAUUCAAGAGGUCAUGAGAGGAAAGAACCUAGCCCCAAGCCACGAUUUCCACUUCACCACCGAUCUCGCCUUCACAGACGAGAUCAAAGCGGAACCCCUACCAAAAGGCUUCAAGAUGCCCGCGAUCGAGCAGUAUGCGAGCAAGACAGAUCCAGAGGAUCACCUAGAAACUUUCAAAUCAUUGAUGUUCUUUCAGGGUGCCUCUGACGCCAUAAUGUGUAGAGCAUUCCCCUCUACCUUGAAGGGGGCGGCAAGACAAUGGUUGUCACGCCUCAAGCCGCGCUCCCUGACCAACUUUGUGGGGCUUGGGUGGGCUUUUCCUGCCCACUUCAUGAGUAGCAGAGUCAAUAAGAAGACAAUGGCCAAUCUCUUGGCUGUUAAACAACGCCCUGAUAAAUCAAUCAGAAAUUUUUUUACAAGAUUCAACAAGGAGGCACUGGAAGUGCGAAACCUGGACCAGAUCGUGAAGUUCCAAGCUCUACGCAACGGCAUCAGGGAUGUUGAGUUGAAGAGGUCCCUGAUCAUGGACGAGCCGGCAAACAUUUAUGAACUCUUCUCACGUUGCGAGAAGCACAUCAACCUAGCAAAAGUUAUUGCAGCCGAAUAG